AUGCUACGAAUUGGUUCCAAGGUCAGGUAUUGUAAUGCCAAUAGGGUUAUUUUUAACUCUGCAUUGUUUGGGAGACGUCUUUUGGCAACUGAGGCUGCCCCAAUCCCUCAGGCUGCGGCCCCAACAUUAACAAAAGAACAAGCCAAAAAGAGAGAAAUGAAGAGACUGGCGCUGAAGAAAGCUGAGGCAAAGAAGCCAGCCAAUAUACACCCAUUAUAUAUGCCUAUUCCAUUAGCAUUAAGAUAUCUAAGAUCCGCCGAGGUUGGAAGACCUACCCAACAUCAAACAAUAACAGUUACUACCCUUGUUGUCGCUGACAAAGGUAAUGCUGCAUUGGCUGGAAAUAUAUUGUUCCCCCACCCACUGAAACAAAUGAAAAUUGCAAUCUUUAGCUCUAACAAGGAAAAAUUAGAUGAAUUGAAGAGUAAAUACUCGAAGCAAGUCAAGAUUGCUGGAGGAGAAGAUAUGAUUGCUGACAUCAAGAGCGGUAAGAUAAAGGUCGACGGCGUGAACAAAGUUUUUGCAACACCAGAAAUUUUUCCAACAAUUGCUAGUCAGCUGGGUAGAGUAUUAGGCCCAAAGGGUUUAAUGCCAAACUUAAAGAAGCAACACCAAAAUACAGUUGGCGAGGACCUAGAUUCUUUGAUUGAAGAAAACUUAGGACAAGUUUCAUUCAGACAACGUGGUAAUUCAUUAUCUGUUAGUGUUGGUCGUUGCAAUUUCAGUGAUAGAGAUAUAUUAGAGAAUAUUAUUGCUGUUAGAAACGCUUUCAAGCAGAGUGUUAGUUCUCAAGUAGCCAAAAAGCCAAGUAUACUGGGCAAAACAACCAUUUCGACCACAGCAGGACCUGGUAUCGUGAUCGAUUUCCAAUAA
Nakaseomyces glabratus is the source of this 873-nucleotide messenger RNA. RefSeq names its product mitochondrial 54S ribosomal protein uL1m (gene MRPL1). Gene Ontology annotation, cellular component: mitochondrial large ribosomal subunit. The record is from RefSeq and is a predicted model, not a curated record. NCBI's taxonomy places the organism in Eukaryota, Fungi, Ascomycota, Saccharomycetes, Saccharomycetales, Saccharomycetaceae. Gene Ontology annotation, molecular function: RNA binding; structural constituent of ribosome. Gene Ontology annotation, biological process: translation.